Dermacentor andersoni is the source of this 1530-nucleotide messenger RNA. RefSeq names its product RNA-binding protein nanos (gene nanos). The record is from RefSeq and is a predicted model, not a curated record. NCBI's taxonomy places the organism in Eukaryota, Metazoa, Arthropoda, Arachnida, Ixodida, Ixodidae. Gene Ontology annotation, molecular function: RNA binding; zinc ion binding.
CGAGCCAGGCUGCAGUGAACGCCCCUCAACGACUGUCAAGGAUUACAUCUGGGGCGCCAACGAGAAUGGCGACGAGCUCGAGUUUGCGUCAACCUUCUGCGCCGUCUUUUGAUGGUUGCGCCUUUUGCCGCACAAACGGAGAGCGCCGCUCCUUUUACUUGAGCCAUACCCUGCGUGAAGACAGCGGCCCUGGGUCAACGGGUCGCGUCACCUGUCCCGUGCUGAGGAACUACCAAUGUCCCCAGUGCGGAUGUCCCGGAGGAGAUGAAGCGCACACGCUGCGUUACUGUCCGCUGAAUCAGGACUACUUGUCCCCCUCGGUGUACAAGACGCCGCGGAAGUCGAACGGACAGCCCCGCAGGCGACCACGCGGGCCUGAGCCACGACGCUGUCGUUCCGAUGGCGCGCCGGAGGCCUCCGUCUCUGGCCGAAGGGUCGAUGUGUACAAACCGCAGGCGCCGCAAAAUUGCGCCUUGAGUCCGCAAACGCGACAAAGCUUUCAUACCGAGAAGCGAUGGAGCAGCGAGCAGUGGCAUUAAAUUAUAACGCUGGCGAGUAGCCAGGGACGACGCGAGCACAUGUCACACAGUGAGUCAGGGGUCUUAAGUUUUUUAGAUUUAGCUUUUUGAGAGCAUUAUUUCUAUUUAGUUUGAUGCGCCAUUUGACACCGUCAAGCUGUCUCAAGAAAAAAAGUAUUGUUCAUAAAUGCGUGUUUACUGCAGCACUGGCUGCCGCACUCUGGGCAUUCAUGCAGUGAAGCAUGACAGACCUAUGUUGCUGAUAAUUGGUGGUUCUCAAUGGAGGAUAGAUGGAAAUGAGCUAAGUGGUCACACAAAAAUGAGAAACGGUGGCAUGCCAUAUAUGGAUUAAACGACGUUGUAGUGUUGUCUGCCGUUACGUUGAGAACGUAGCAAUAAUCUUCAUUAUUAGGUGUGGGUUUCGCUCGUGCCCGCCGCAUUGAGAUGUCAGAUAAAUCGUAACUUAUUUGCAGCAAUCUACGCCGCCACAAUGACAAGCGAGGCCCAGAACUGGAGCGGGUGGCAUUGCAUGAAAUCACGGUGAAAUUUUACGUAAUCAGCAGCAUUACCACAGCAGGAACGACGCUUCAAUUACAUAGUAUAAUUGAAACCACCCUAUGGUAUAAGUGGUGGUUUAGUUAUCAUUCAUUAUAACAGUCGCGUGUAGAGCGAUUAUGUGGACUAGCGCGUAUUUCUGACUUGCAUACAGUACCACAGGAAAAAGAGCGGUUACCGUUCGUUAAAUGUAACGUCGUGCAAUAACUCUAUUGAAUUGAAGGAAUGCGUCGACAGGAUCGCGCAUCAGUUCAUGAAAAAUGAUCUAGCCGUGAGCUGAAAGAAAGCAGCUCCGUUGUCUCCAGCUCGGGGAGCUGCGUUGUGUCGAAAUGAACUGUUUGUAGGUUGUCGCUUUAAUCAUGCGCAUGAUGCCUGGCCAUAAUAUGCAAGUGUUGUUACGCGGUUUUCUUUUUAUACAAGGUACACAACAUUAAAUGGCUGGCUCAGUAACUCAGCA